Molecule: messenger RNA, 1138 nt
Organism: Culex quinquefasciatus (southern house mosquito)
Lineage: Eukaryota; Metazoa; Arthropoda; Insecta; Diptera; Culicidae
Product: farnesol dehydrogenase
Exons: 3
Coding region: 39-782 (247 amino acids)
Source: RefSeq, a predicted model, not a curated record
CCCACCUAACAACUCAAUCUCCCACACCCUUCAUCAUCAUGGAGCAGUGGCGUGGUAAGAUUGCAGUGGUGACCGGUUCAAGUUCGGGAAUUGGCGCGGCCAUCGUGGUUGAGCUGGCCAAAUCCGGCCUGGUUGUGGUCGGAUUGGCGCGGAGGGUUGAGAAAACCGAGGCGUUGAAGCAGCACUUGACGCAAAACGUGCGCAAAAAUCUGCACGCCGUAAAGUGUGACGUCAGCAAGGAGGCGGACGUUUUGGGGGCGUUCGAGUGGGUCAACAGCAGCUUGGGUGGGAUCGAUGUGAUGGUCAACAACGCUGGGGUCUUGAGGGAAACUCGUCUCAUCGAUGCGAACAACAGUGUGCCGAUUCGGGAAGUGGUUGAUACGAACAUUUUAGGUCUGGUCUGGUGCACUCGUGAGGCGUACCAAUCGAUGAAAAGGCGGGGUGUUUCGGGACACAUUAUCAAUAUAAACAGCAUUGCCGGGCAUCACAUUCCGUUCGUGGGAGAUUUAAUGCAGUCGGUGAACAUCUACGGACCAACGAAGUACGCUGUAACGGCCAUUACUGAAGUUACGAGACAAGAGCUCCUAAGGGAUGAUUCCAAAGUUAAGAUUACGAGCAUCAGCCCAGGUGCUGUUGAUACAGAAAUUUUGGAUUUCGCCAAAUUUAACAUACCCGUUCUGAAAUCGGAGGAUGUGGCCAAAAGUGUGCUGUACGUGCUCUCCACCCCACCACAUGUUCAGGUACAUGAACUGAUGAUAAAGCCUGUUGGAGAACGGUUCUGAAUGCUUUCUCUAUUUUGGGUUUCGUUCACUGCGGAUCUCGACUACCGUAAACUGGAGUGGAUCGGGAGUAAAGUCUGAAUAGAGACAGCAGGUUUAUUUCAACAACAUAAAAUUAAGCUAAUGACAUGAAAUUCAAAUUAUAAACUUGGCAUGAAGGGUCCUGAUUUUCGGUACAAAGAGAAAUUUUACUUUUUCUUUUUUAUUUGCCAUUUUUGAUUAUUGAUUUUGACUCAACCAUUCAAUAGUUAUAACAAAACAGCAAACAUUCAAAGAAAAAAUCUCUUGCAUAAUGUGUUAUAAUAAAUUUUUUGCCUUCCUCAACUUACUGAGGAAAUGCUAUAAAAUCACUCGAAAAA